AUGGAGGAGAUGAAACGCCUUCAAAAGGUUUACCAACUAUUUGCAGAAACACCCACAGAAAAAGUUUCUACACAAAAGCUGGGAGACAUUCUGAGAUUUGCAGGAUACAUCGUGUCUGAAAGCUAUGCAGAAGAGCUCACUGCUUCUAUUCCCGGAGAGACAUUUGACUUCAGCCAGCUAGUAGACAUAUGCGAAAGGAUAAGGGAAAGGGAAAUAACACGCGAAGAACUGCAGAAAUCCUUCAGGAGACUUGACGUAGAUAACACGUCUCACAUCGAUGCUGGAAGGCUGGUGCAGAUUCUUUCUUCUGGAGAGAACAAAUUCACUGAAGAAGAGAUUGAGGAGCUCUUGAACAUCUUAAACCCGGAUGGAGAUGGAAAGAUCUGUUAUGAUCUGAUAAUCAAGAACAUAUUUGGAUAUUAA
Messenger RNA from Encephalitozoon hellem ATCC 50504, 423 nucleotides. RefSeq names its product Ca2+-binding protein. The transcript has a single exon. The record is from RefSeq and is a predicted model, not a curated record. Bases 1 to 423 code for a protein of 140 amino acids. Gene Ontology annotation, cellular component: myosin II complex. Gene Ontology annotation, molecular function: calcium ion binding. Lineage: Eukaryota; Fungi; Microsporidia; Unikaryonidae.